Molecule: messenger RNA, 873 nt
Organism: Geodia barretti
Lineage: Eukaryota; Metazoa; Porifera; Demospongiae; Tetractinellida; Geodiidae
Source: the annotation of a GenBank genome assembly
AUGUUUAAACUCGGCGUUAUCGGCGACGAAGUUUCGCAAGACUUCGCCACCGUUGUCAAUUUUGUAAAAGAAUUCAACCUACACUCCAUCGAAAUUCGCUCUGUCUGGGACAAACUCCCGCAUGAACUCACCGAUACCGACAUCGACGAGAUAAAACGCUUGCUUGAUGGCACCGACAUCAAGAUUAUUGGUAUCGCAUCUCCGUUCUUUAAAUGCGAUAUCGGCAACGCGGCAGAACGGAAAGAGCAUCUCGAUAUACUCAAAGGGUGCAUCCGGACAGCAAAGGCGUUUGAUACAAAUCUCAUCCGUACUUUUGUCUUCUGGGACACCGGUGAAACCGAGGAACGAUGGGAUGAGAUUAUCGCCUCCUACGAUGAACCGCGCAGAAUGAUAGACGGUGAAGGCAUCGUCCUCGGCAUGGAAAACGAAUCCACCACCUCGCUCCGUACCGCCAAACUUACAGCGGAAUUUAUCGAGCAGAUUGACGCUCCGAAUAUCCGCGGUAUCUGGGAUCCUGCCAAUGAGGCACACGCAAAGGGUGGCGAGACCCCGUAUCCCGAUGCAUACAAUCGCAUGAAACCGACGAUGAUCCACGCACAUCUCAAGGACGCAGGUCCGAACCCUGAUACCGGCGAGAUAGAAUCCGUUCCGGUCGGUGCCGGCAUCAUUGACUGGCAAGGGCAGUUGCAAGCCCUCGUUGACGACGGUUACGAAGGGCACCUCUGCCUUGAAACGCAUUGGCGAUCCUCACUGAAAAUUGACGAGGCUAUCCUCAACCGUCCCGCAGGCCAAGCCUUUUCUGAGGCUGGUGAGGAAGCCUCACGUAUCUGUAUCGAAAAUUUAUUGACGAUGAUUGAGAACUUAAAGCAAUAG